Messenger RNA from Labeo rohita (rohu), 1584 nucleotides. RefSeq names its product BRMS1 like transcriptional repressor a (gene brms1la). The record is from RefSeq and is a predicted model, not a curated record. The transcript is spliced from 11 exons. Gene Ontology annotation, biological process: negative regulation of transcription by RNA polymerase II. Bases 220 to 1191 code for a protein of 323 amino acids. Lineage: Eukaryota; Metazoa; Chordata; Actinopteri; Cypriniformes; Cyprinidae. Gene Ontology annotation, cellular component: Sin3-type complex. Gene Ontology annotation, molecular function: histone deacetylase binding.
GUGCUACAACAGCGCACAUUCCGCGCCAGUGUCCCAGCUUUUCAGAGAGUAGCAUGGCUUAAAAAAAGCAAAACAGAGGGGGUUUUUUGUUGUUUACAAAAAUAUUAAAGCAGCAAUAACAUCAAGCUAACAAACACAUCUGCUCACAUAAAAGAUUGACUUAAAGCUGAGACGUAGUUGAGUAGAUUUCUCGGUAGUCUUAGUUUAAAAACAGACGGGAUGCCAGUGCACUCGAGAGAAAAGAAGGAGAGCAACCAUGAAGAGAUGGAGGUGGAUUUCGCAGAGCAAGAGGGGAGUAGCUCAGAAGAUGAGGAUACAGAGAGCUCUUCUGUCUCUGAAGAUGGGGAAAGUUCAGAAAUGGACGAUGAAGACUGUGAAAGGAGAAGGAUGGAAUGCAUUGAUGAAAUGACUAAUCUAGAAAAACAGUUCACUGACCUCAAAGACCAGUUAUAUAAAGAAAGAUUGAGUCAAGUUGAUGCCAAACUUCAGGAGGUUAUGUCAGGAAAGGCACCAGAGUACCUAGAACCCCUUGCAAAUCUUCAGGAGAACAUGCAAAUUCGAACUAAAGUUGCAGGUAUCUAUAGAGAGUUGUGCUUGGAAUCAGUAAAGAACAAAUACGACUGUGAAACCCAAGCAGCGUUCCAACACUGGGAGAGUGAAAAACUUUUAUUAUUUGAUACGGUUCAAAGUGAACUAGAGGAGAAGAUCAGACGUUUGGAAGAAGACCGUCACAGUAUAGAUAUUACCUCAGAGCUCUGGAACGAUGAGUUACAAUCAAGAAAGAAUAAGAAGAAAGAUCCCUUCAGUCCAGACAAAAAGAAAAAGCCUGUCGUUGUGUCUGGACCAUAUAUAGUUUAUAUGCUGCAAGACCUGGAUAUACUGGAAGACUGGACUGCUAUUAGAAAGGCCAUGGCAACAUUAGGACCUCACAGAGUAAAGACUGAUGUCUCUUCAAAAAGUGACAAACACCAGCACAAUGCCCGCUCUGAGGACGGACGGUUGUUUUACGACGGGGAAUGGUACAACCGUGGACAGGCCAUAUGUAUCGACAAGAAAGACGAGUAUCCUACAAGUGCUAUAAUAACCACAAUCAAUCACGAUGAAGUCUGGUUCAAACGAGUCGAUGGGAGCAAGUCAAAACUUUACAUCUCACAGCUUCAGAAAGGCAAAUACACCAUAAAACAUGCCUGAUCUACCUAAGAUCUGACAAGGGGGUCGGGAUAGCAGUCUGACAUUUAAUAGUUUAAUAGUGCCAUUUUAUGUACAGUAUAUCAUGAUUUAAAUACCUUUUUGAUGUUUAAAAACAGAUACGUUGGUGUAUUGUCUGUCAUUUGAAAUGUGAGGAAAGUUAAUGUUAUUGUAUGUUCAGUGCAGGUCAAAAAUGUAGUAUAAUUACAGGUGUAGUUACUACCAUGAAAUGAGGGACUUUUGUAUUUUGCUGACAGGGCUCAUUUUCCAUUUCAGUUCUGCUCAGUGACGUUUCAACCCGAUUCUGCUGUGUAGUAAUUUGUAAUGCCAUAUCUGGCUACCAAAUGAUUUCCUACUUUUUUACAUUUCUGCCUCAUCACUGUGUUCAGAUACAAA